Molecule: messenger RNA, 6823 nt
Organism: Ictalurus punctatus (channel catfish)
Lineage: Eukaryota; Metazoa; Chordata; Actinopteri; Siluriformes; Ictaluridae
Gene: tom1l2b
Product: target of myb1 like 2 membrane trafficking protein
Exons: 14
Coding region: 256-1731 (491 amino acids)
Biological process (GO): signal transduction
Cellular component (GO): endosome; membrane
Molecular function (GO): clathrin binding; phosphatidylinositol binding; ubiquitin binding
Source: RefSeq, a predicted model, not a curated record
UCUGUAACUAAAAAGUAAAUAUGUUUGCCAAAUGUGUAUGUGGAUAUGCUUCGACAAUACUCUUAGCAAAUGUAUAUUUUUUGUCCGUGUGUAUUACACAUAACAAGACAACAAGCUUGUGCAAUCGAUAUAGCUAUAAGUCAUAGCUACAGCUUUUAUAUUCAGAUCAUAUAUACACAGAAUGGGAUAAUACACUGUAACAUUCAGUCUUUCUACAGAAUGGACAUCUAAAUAAAACAGGAACAACAUAUCGCUAUGAUUAUACAGGAAAAGUAUGAGUCGGCAUGCAGAUAUGUAAAACAAAGGCCUAAGGAUGCCAUAAGGGCUGUCAAGAAGAGACUUAAUGGAAAUAAGAAUUACAGAGAAGUGAUGCUGACCUUGACUGUUCUCGAGACAUGUGUGAAGAACUGUGGUUAUCGCUUCCAUGCUCUCGUCACUACCCGGGACUUUAUUGAUGGAGUUCUGGUUAAGGUCAUUUCGCCUAAAAACAACCCCCCAGCCAUCGUACAGGACAAAGUACUUGCCCUUAUACAGGCUUGGGCUGAUGCUUUCAGGAGUAGUCCGGAUUUGACAGGUGUGGUGCAUGUCUAUGAGGAAAUGAAGAGAAAAGGCAUAGAGUUCCCAAGGUCAGACCUGGAGACCUUAUCACCUAUCCACACACCACAGCGGUUGCAGAGUACCUCAGAGGUGGAUCCCAAACCCAGUGCUCCAGCACAGCCAAAACCUGCCCAUGCAUACUCUGCUCCUCCUGUCCAAAGCCCACCUCAGGUUCCAAACAUGCACAUGGCUGGACCCAUCAACCCCACCUUGGACCAGAUUUCUAGGUUGCGCAGUGAGCUGGAUAUUGUGCGUGGGAACACCAAGGUGAUGUCUGAGAUGUUAACAGAAAUGGUGCCCGGCCAAGAGGAUCCAUCUGACCAUGAGCUUCUGCAGGAGCUGAACAGAACCUGCAGGGCCAUGCAGCAGAGGAUAGUAGAGCUCAUCUCUCGUGUGUCCAACGAGGAGGUCACGGAGGAACUGCUCCAUGUCAAUGACGACCUCAACAACAUAUUUUUGCGAUAUGAGAGAUAUGAGAGGUUCCGGUCUGGUCGAGCUGGUCAUGGUGUCAAUAAUGGGGUCCUGAGUGAGGCCACGGAUGACAAUCUGAUUGACCUUGGGCCAGGUUCUCCUGCAGUGGUGAGCCCCAGGAUCAGUGGCACUCCUCCCUCCAGCCUGCCGGCUUCAGUAGCUCCUGCUCGCUCUGCUUCACCUGCCACACUCUCCUCUCGACUGGCAGGCCUGGAUGUAGGUGCUGAAAGUGUCAGUGGCACUCUGAGUUCUCUAAGUCGCUGUCAGCCACUGUCAGAUGACUUUGACAUGUUUGCCCAGACCAGGAGCGGUACCCUGAAUGACCAAAGGAAGAAUCCACCUUUUGAAGACACACAGGCUGCAAGUGGAGCCGCUCCUACUCUCGAGCUUAGACAACAGAACUCUGGAGGGUUCGCUCUUGCCCAGUCCUCUGUCAUGGAUGACAUUGAGGAAUGGCUCUGUACUGAUGUGAAAGGAGAUGAAGGAGAAGAAGGCGUGACGAGUGAAGAAUUUGAUAAGUUUUUGGAGGAGAGGGCUAAAGCUGCAGAAAUGGUCCCCACACUUCCACUGACGCUGAGUGCAGAUCCCACCAGCACAGCUGGCUCAGCUGUAAAUGCUGGGAAAAAGCCUGAUCGACCUGAAGACUCCACGUUUGUCCUCUAGAAGGAUUUUGGGACUAUUGGGUGUGUGGUAAGUAGGUGGUCCUGCAGACUCAGCGGCCCCCUGUCUUUCCUCUGCUUCCCGCAUUACUACACAAUCAACACUACGGCGUCUGCCUCCUAUCCAGCCUGGUUUGUGAACGGAUCCUAAAGACAGACAUUUUCAUGAGCUUCAGACAUUCAUUUCUUUAAAAAAAAAAGUCACAAUUCAACUCUUUGAAUGUAAGACGUCAUUGAUAUUUCAUUAAUGAAGCACAUGCAAGGAACUAGUAAACUUAAAAAACAGCAUUCUUUGGAUUCUCAAGAAGAAUAGAAUUUUAUCAAUUUCUUUAAAUGUCAGAAGUGGGUUUAUUUAUUUAUUUUUUGUAAUUCUGUUCGGGCAUAGAUUAUUGAAAUUGUUACUCCACAGCAGUGUUGUUCAGCAAGCUACUGCUAAUGCGUCUCAGAAGUCUCCAGUUAGCAGAUGCUUCUAAUACAGAAACAUGUAAUAUGAUCUUUAGCUGUGUAUAUCUCUUGUGAUAUAAUGCAUCUGAAGACCUCAGUAGCACACAAACCUUACGGUUAAGGGAAAUGAAUCGAUUUCACUCAUUUCUUUUUUCCUAGAAAAAGUUUUGCUCUAAUAACAGUAAAUUCAGCUUGAUCUAUUACAUUAUCUAUUAUGUCUAUUAAAUGAAAAUGAACAGAGGAAGGAUUGGUUAGGUUUUUGAGGUAUAUAUUAAUUUCAAUACAUGAACUUGGGAGACUGGUUCAUUUGAUUUCGGUUACAUGAGCGCUGUUUUUUGGUCUACCUCGCAAAGGAGUGAGAAAGGGAAAAGAACGUAUAAGUGAUGGUUCAGCAAAAGAGCAUUAAUAUGUAUAUUUAGGAUCAUUUGCACUGAAGCAGUCUUUUAGGCUGUGCAGAUGGAGCUUUUGUUCAAAUGCAAAUCUUAGCUGUCGUUCGUUGAAAUGCUGCCUGUUAUACGAGACAUAUUCCAAGUAAAUAGAGUUCAAAGCUGACGGUGACUGCAAGGCAGGUUAAAUUGGAUUUUUCCCUCACACAUCUACUGUUGAAGUGAUGUCAAGCUAAGUGUUGUUACUAGGAAAUGAAACGGAUCUGCCUUAAUGAACAAACGCCAUGAGUAGCUAAGUAGGGUAAAAUUUUGAAUUCUGUAUGUCGAAUAUGCUGUUUGAUACAUUUGAGUGUUUUCAUGUGGUGUGACUCACAGAUGUGUACUGUUUUAAUGGACCAAACGACAUAUAGGUGUCCAGAAGAAUAGCUUGCAUCGGGAUUUCCUCCAUGGGGACUUAAAAGAUGUCCAACUGUCUCUGCUUCCCCGACUUCAUGAAAAAAACACUUGCAAAAUCAGAUUCACAAAUCUGUACGCGUUUUGAGUAGGAAUGCCGCAUUUUAACUGCAGAGAAUCUUGUUAUGGGUUGUCAACCAAAAAUACGCAAAAAGGGCAAUCUUCUUCUACAGUCACCCCCUAUCCCUAAUAAAAAUGACAAUUGACAUGUAAAUCUGUAACGAUUGACAGGUUGCAGAAAUGUUUUGAACUCUCCAGUCUCGCAUUAGUCUCUCGUCUUCAGUUUUUGGCUUUCUUGUUACAGUAAAUAGAGAAUUUUUAGAGUUUGUUAAAAUAUCAAAUGUAAAACAAAAUCUAUCAAUGUAUGUUCGACUUAAAUACAUACUUGUUUAAUGUUAGCUAUCAGUCAACUGUAUUUAUUAGGGAUGCCAGAGAAAGAUUUUGGACAUAAAUAGUCAAAAACAGCACUUCUUUGGCCAGACGAGAGAAGUAAACCCAAACCAUAACAGAAAAGACAAAAUAGGCCAUUUUGUCUGCAUUUUUUCCCAGACACAAUUCAUCUGUCAUUCAACAGCUGACCUGUGAGCUGCCACAAAAUUGAAAUAUCUGUUAUAGAUAAAUAUUGCUAGCUAAAGCAUUUUAAUAAUAACUAGCUGUUAAUAGUUUCUUAACUGUUUCCCCUCCCCCCAGACUUACUGUAAUCUAGCGAACUGCUUAUUAAGCAGGAAAUCUAGGCCAGGUCGUUGUUUCUUGUUUGUGUUUGUAUCAUCCUUAUGAAUGCCAAUUUCAUUAAAUGUUAAGCAUAGGAAUUACAAGUCAUAAAAUCAAAAAACACAAAACAUGCUAAUAUAGUUAACUAGUAAGUUUUAUACCAUGGUCUGUCUGAAUACUCGAUUCUGAUUGGCUGCAAGGUGUGCAUUGAAACCGCAUAAUGCACAGGUAGUUUCCAUCAGUUUAAUGAUCAUUCUAAAUUAAUGUGCUGCCUAUAAACAACUGCAACCAUAGCAACAUCCAGUUACAGUUGCAUACAGUAGUUAAACUCACAGCUUGAUGAUUAGUGGAGAAGCAGUACAGAUGCAGGUAAUUCACACAUGCACAAUCUCUCUCUCUCUCGCUCUACUACUAUUAUAAGUCAUUCAAAUAAAUGUAAUUUUAUCACACUACUUUAUCUCUGUGUAUGAUUUAGAGCAGGCAGAAAAUUAACCGUUAUUUUUAUCCUUUCAGUCACAUUUUGCUCUGCAAACAGCAAUGACAGCUUUAUCAUGUAAGUGACCAUGGUAUAAGUGGGAUAAUCCAUGGCUAGGUGUGCAUUACAUGAUUUUUACGCACUCCGUUUCGUGUCAGGUGAUUCUUUGACUCCACGUCAUGCAUUAAAAUCGUGUAAUGCACACCUAGCCGUGGAUUAUCCCUUACAUAGCAGAGGCACUUCAAAAAAUCUUUCAAUUCUUUCACUAGUAAACAUGGAUAUUUCACAUUCUACAGGUACAAAGUUGGUUUGUUUGUGAAAGACAGAACAGCCAUCUAAAUAAAAGUUUUCUAAAUAAAUCCUUUUAAUUCCUGAAUUUACAUCCCAUACAGGAUUUAAAUGGCAUUGUAGGCGGUUGCAGCUGUGCAGAUAUGGCUUGUUUCUAAACGGUGUUUUUGUAAUAAUAAAGAAUAUAUUUCUUAUUAUUUAAUUACACUACAGAGUACAAGCAUCCUGAACAGAAUACUCCACACUUGCCUGCUUUGACAGAUUGUCAUCUUUGUCUCACUUUCAGUCAGGAAAACCCUGUGUAAUGUUUGUUCAGAUUGCAUAUUAACUCUGUAUUUGUUGUGUGCUGAUUGGAUAGACCACAGAGAGACAUUAUGUUGUUGCAGAAACACUAAUUUAAUGUAAUAAUGCACUUCCCUCAAUUCUGCUCUCACAAAAGCAGGUGACACCUGAACUAUCCCAUUGUCCUGGACACAAUCUGGAGCUUUAUAACAUUUUUUUGUUGAACAGUAAAUUCUGGUAGCUUAAAUUGGAUGUCCAGUAAGCAAAGAGAAAAGUGAUGUGAUAGAAGAGAAAGAGACAGGGCUGACAGAUUUGUUCUGCAUGUUAUUCUCUGCUGACAUUUUGUUUAGCUUGUCAGUGGUCUGGUAAGGAGGUCUGUUACAACAGAAUAGUGGUUUCUGACAUUUGUAGAAUUAAGUUUCACAGAAUAUAUUUAUAAUGUCAGCCUCAUGAGAGUAAUGGAACGUCACUAUGUCUUGGAAAAGUCUUGGGAAGAAAGAAAUUGAGUAAUUUUAUUUUAAUGAGUCAUUUCAUUUAUUUAGUUAUUUUUGGAGCAACUUAAUGUUCAGUUUUGAAGAAUGGAAAACAUUCAUUGCAUUAUCUUUUCACCAUCAUGCCUGACAAUGAAUUCUUGUGUAAUGGACUUGUUUUUAUUUAAUUAAUUAAAUUAAAUUUCUUCAUUUCUGAACUCGCAUAAUUUCCUCAGUGAUGCUAAACCCCUGGUCUAUGAGGAAAUCUUUUAUGAACAUGUAUAACAACACUAAUUCAUUUUGUUAAAUCAAAUCCAGUGCCUUCCACUAACAUUAGCACCCUUGGUAAAUAAGGCAAAGAAGGAUGUGAAAAAUUGUCUUUAUUUUUUAAGCGUUUGAUCUUUUGACUUGAAACCCAUAGAAAACCUGUGGGGUAAUGAAAUUUGAAGGAUGUGGAGAGAUUGUGUAUGGAGGAAUGGUCUCAGAUCCCUUGCCAUUCUCCAACCUCAUUAGGCUUGAUAGGAGAACACAGAGCUGUUAUCUUGGCAAAGGGAGGUAGCACAAAGUAUUGACUAAAAGGGUGCCAAUAAUAGUUGCACACCUAUAUUUAACCAAUUUCGGAUAACCCUGUGUUGUGUCUGCAAGUGUUUGACAUCCAUGAGAGCAGAGUAUUUUUGUGAACUUUUUGAGCAAAAGAUCAAAAGGUUAAACACUAAAGACACAUUUUCACAGCCUUCUUUGCUCAUAUUUAUCAAGAGUGCCAAUAUUAGUGGAGGGCACUGUAUGUGCAAUUUUUGUGUAUGGAUAUUUUUAUGGGUAGAAUAAUACUCGUCAGCUUCUGCACUACAUCAUUUAUUGUUUGCAUUUCAGUGUGAUUGGGAGUGUAACGUACUCUGUGGUCUAUAUGUGGAGAAUGUAGGAAUGAGUUAUUUUAUUUUUAUUUCAUAAUGUCAGUAUUGGGAUGGUAAAACUGAAUGCCGUGAUCAACCUCACAGCUUUUGAUUUGAUUUUAUUUUUUAUUAUUUGUGUGAUUUUAAAGCUUGUGUUAAUAGAAACCUGAGUGUUUGUGUUUUGCGUUUUGUAAGCUGUUUAGAGCUUUUUGCACCUCAAGGUUCAAUAAUCAUGACUAUCAGUUGAAAGAUAAAUACAAAUCAUUGACUUCACUGCGAUUGAAAAUAAGUAAGAGAGUUGCUUAAAGGAUCACACAUAGUGGUCAGUGAUGCUCUUUUUUACUUAACGUGGGAAGGAAUUUCUUCAAAAUCAGUGCAUCCUCAUAGCAUUUUCAUAUACAUAUAUGAGUAGUACUUUUCUUUGUCUGGAUAUGUAUUUGAAGUGUUAUGUGUCUGUGUAAGCAUACUCCCAUUCCCGCUUCAGGAAAUGUUCAUUUUAUGGAGAGACAGGAGAACAAGAUUUCGAGUGCGUUGUGUUCAAGCGCGUGUGAGGCACGGCUAUACCGUACACUGCUGUGUACAGAUGUGCUUGUCUGUGUGCUUACUUGUUGUUAUACCUCAAGUUGCACUGUGCUCUUUGAUUCAUGCAUGUGCUAAUCUCCAAUAAAACAUACCAAGCUGGUGACCUUUCAUCAAA